Molecule: messenger RNA, 1947 nt
Organism: Dama dama (fallow deer)
Lineage: Eukaryota; Metazoa; Chordata; Mammalia; Artiodactyla; Cervidae
Gene: TMCO6
Product: transmembrane and coiled-coil domains 6
Exons: 12
Coding region: 136-1617 (493 amino acids)
Molecular function (GO): protein binding
Source: RefSeq, a predicted model, not a curated record
GCUGCGUGCCCCGCCCACUGACACCUCCCUUUCCGCCCUGCCCUGCGCCUGCGCCUGCGCCGGCUGUGUCCUGUUUUGGAUUUCUGGGUAAAGUUGUUGGCUCUCCAGUUCGUGCAGAAUUUUUCCACUUCUCUCAUGUGGAGCGGACGGCGAGGCCUCCUCAGGCCGUUAGGCUGCGGAGUGGAGGAGCUACGGUGCCGCCGGCGGGAGCGGGAGGCAGCACUGCGGAAGGCGCGGAGGGAGCAGCAGCUGGUCAGCAAGAGGCUGCUGAGAGACGAAGCUACGGAGGAAGCCGAAGGGGGAUGUGUGGUCGUGAUCCUUGGAGAAGCCGAGAUCCAGGAGUUCCUGCGGUUGGCCCAGCGGGGGAUAGAGGAAAAGGAGAGGGAGAGGGCUCUGGUCAGCCUUCGUCGAGGCUUGCAGCACCCUGAGACACAACAGAUCUUCAUCAGGCUGGAGGGCAGCAUUCGGACCCUGGUCGGGCUCCUGACCAGCAACCAGGCCCUGCUGCAGCUUGAGGCGGCUCGGUGCCUUCAUGAGCUCUCUCACUCUGAGCAGUCUGCGGUGGCUGAGGCCUGCCUGCCAGCCACUUCCUACCUUCUCACCUACCUCUCCGGUCACAGCUCAGACUUUAUAGAGCUCUGUCUGUAUACCCUGGGUAACCUGAUUGUGGAGAGUGAGGCUGUGAGAAGGCAGCUUCUGCCUCAGGGCAUUGUUCCGGCUUUGGCUGCCUGCAUCCAGUCUCCCCGUCUGACUGUGCUGGAAGCCCUUGGAUAUGCCUUGUCCCAGCUUCUGCAGGCUAAGGAGGCUCCAGAGAAGAUCAUCCCCUCCGUCCUGGGCUCUACUCUCCCCCAGCACAUACUGCAACUGUUACAACCCGGCCCAAAGCUGAACCUUGGGGUAGCUGUGGAGUUUGCCUGGUGCCUUCACUACAUCAUCUGCAGCCAGGUCAACAAUGCCCUGCUCAUCACCCAGGGGGCUCUAACCACCCUGGGGCUGCUGCUGUUGGACUUGGCUGCGGCUGUCCAGAGAACUAAGAAUGCAGGACUGGAGCUGCUGGUAUGCCCUGUUGUUCGGUGUCUAAGCAACUUGCUGACAGAGGCAGCAGCAGAGACUGUGGGAGGGCCAGUGCAUCUCCGAGAUGAGCGUGUUGUGGCAGCCUUAUUUAUCCUUCUGCAGUUCUUCCUCCAGGAACAGCCCAGCCUGCUUCCUGAGGGCCUCUGGCUCCUUAACAACCUCACUGCAAACAGUCCUAGUUUCUGUACCUCCUUGAUCUCCCUGGAUCUGAUUGAGCCCCUCUUGCACUUGUUGUCAGUGUCUAAUGUUGUGAGCGUAUUGGUGCUCACAGUUCUGUGCAACGUUGCAGAGAAAGGUCCCGCUUACUGUCAGCAUCUAUGGCCAGGGCUCCUGCUCCCCACCUUGCUGGACACGUUGGCCCUCUCUGACACUGAAGUAGUAGGCCAGAGUUUGGAGCUGCUGCAGCUGCUCUUCAUCUAUCAGCCAGGGGCUGCCCAGGCCUUCUUGCAGCAGUCAGGGCUGCAGGCCUUACAAAGGCAUGAGGAGGUGGCACAGCUUCAUGAUCGCGUGCAUGCUCUCCAGCAGACAGCUCUUCAUGGGUAACCUGACUUCUGAAAGUCAUGUCCUCCACUCCUUAUCUCCCAUACUCCUGUGUCCUCGCCCAUAAAUCCCCUUUGGGGGUUUAGAACCAUAAUGGUAUCAUGCCCUCAGCUCCCACACCUAAGCCUAAGCCAAGACCUCUGGAUCCCAGCUCUUCCCCUUUCACCCAGCACUGUCCAGGCAAGAGGACCAGAUGGAACUCAGUGUGGUGUACUUAAUACCGGUCCCUGGAAUCUCCUUUUUUCUUUUUCUUUCCUUUUUUUUUUUUUUUGAUUCAGUGGCUCAUGGCUUUUGAUGGGACAGAAUAAAAUAAAGUCUUAUUUUUAUAUUCAA